Messenger RNA from Amphiprion ocellaris (clown anemonefish), 2630 nucleotides. It is a transcript of the gene shmt1, whose product is annotated as serine hydroxymethyltransferase 1 (soluble). The transcript is spliced from 12 exons. Gene Ontology annotation, cellular component: cytoplasm; nucleus; cytosol. Bases 196 to 1644 code for a protein of 482 amino acids. The record is from RefSeq and is a predicted model, not a curated record. Gene Ontology annotation, molecular function: protein homodimerization activity; mRNA 5'-UTR binding; cobalt ion binding. NCBI's taxonomy places the organism in Eukaryota, Metazoa, Chordata, Actinopteri, Pomacentridae. Gene Ontology annotation, biological process: purine nucleobase biosynthetic process; L-serine catabolic process; folic acid metabolic process.
UGCGCCUAAAUUUGCUGGCUGAAAAUCUGAAAGGAGGAGAAGAAGAAGAAGUAGUUCGCGGAUUGGUGGAAAGUUUGGCGGACUUUAUCCUCCGCGGUGAGCAGGUUUUUAUAGUGACAGUUCGGUUCAGGACACGACAGGAGUCUCCUUCAGCUGAUUUCCACAUUGUGUGAGCAGAAGACCAGCAGCGCAACCAUGUCUUUUACAAAUGGCCACUGUGUGAGUAAAGAAUCAUGGGACUCGCACAACAAGAUGAUGCUGGAACCGCUGGCCAUCAACGAUUCAGAGGUGUUCUCCAUUAUAAAAAAAGAGAAGCACAGGCAGAUGUACGGUCUGGAGCUGAUAGCAUCAGAGAACUUCGCCAGCAGAGCGGUUCUUGAGGCUCUGGGUUCCUGUAUGAACAACAAGUAUUCUGAGGGCUAUCCAGGCCAGAGGUACUACGGUGGUACAGAGCAUGUUGAUGAGCUGGAGAGACUCUGUCAGAAGCGGGCACUGGAGGCCUAUGGUCUGGACUCAGACAAAUGGGGUGUCAAUGUGCAGCCGUACUCAGGCUCGCCUGCUAACUUUGCUGUCUACACGGCCGUUGUGGAGCCCCAUGGGAGGAUCAUGGGAUUGGACCUGCCUGAUGGAGGUCACCUGACACAUGGCUUCAUGACUGAGAAGAAGAAAAUCUCAGCAACUUCCAUCUUUUUUGAGUCCAUGCCAUAUAAGGUGAAUCCAGAAACUGGCUACAUUGAUUAUGACAGACUACAAGAAAAUGCACGUCUGUUCCACCCCAAACUCAUCAUUGCAGGAACAAGCUGCUAUUCCCGCAACCUUGACUACGCCCGCUUGAAGCUGAUUGCUAAUGAGAAUGGUGCGUAUCUGAUGGGAGACAUGGCUCACAUCAGUGGAUUAGUGGCUGCUGGAGUGGUGCCCUCACCCUUUGACCACUGUGACAUUGUUACCACGACGACGCACAAGACGCUGCGUGGCUGCCGAGCUGGACUUAUCUUCUUCAGGAGAGGUGUGCGGAGUGUAGACGCCAAAGGCAAGGAGAUCAUGUACAACUUGGAGUCUUUGAUCAACCAAGCUGUGUUUCCAGGGCUGCAGGGAGGACCACACAACCAUGCUAUUGCAGGUGUUGCUGUGGCUCUCAAACAAGCGAUGACACCAGAAUUUAAGGCCUACCAGCUGCAGGUUCUCGCUAACUGCAAAGUUCUAUCCAGUUCUCUUAUUGACCAUGGAUACAAGAUUGUAACCGGUGGCUCUGACAACCAUCUCAUCCUGCUGGACCUGCGCAGCAAAGGAACCGAUGGAGGCCGAGCUGAGAAGGUCCUGGAAGCCUGUGCCAUUGCUUGUAACAAGAACACCUGUCCAGGAGAUAAGAGUGCUUUGCGCCCUAGUGGUCUGAGGUUUGGCUCUCCAGCUCUGACCUCCAGAGGUCUGAUGCAGGAUGACUUCAGGAAGGUGGCUGAGUUGAUCCACAAAGCUAUUGAACUGACCCUGGAGGUGCAGAGAAGCAUGGAUCCCAAAGCCACUCUGAAGGAGUUCAUUCAGACACUGGCUCAGGGAGAGAAGUUCCAGCAGCGGGUUGCUGAACUCAGGGCUGAGGUGGAGGCUUUCGCUGGUCAGUUCCCCAUGCCGGGCCUUCCUGAGCUGUAGAGGGCAGCAGUUCAGAUGCUGAAGGCUUGAUUGAUGAUCAGAUGGACAAUAUUGUGACAGUUCUGCUGGUGGUGUUGCGCAGAGAACACUUUUGUUUUAAUGAAAAGAAAUUUGUGUAAGGAUUUGUAAUGAUUUUCUUGUAAUUUUAGUUUCAGAUGCUACAAUCAAAUUUCAGCUUUUCUCAAUUUUUUGUAUUGGGUUUAAUAUUCCAAAGUUUUCUCACAAACUACUGAAGAUUGAAGCACAAGGAAUGAGCACACGAUCGUUCUACAUGUAGACAGUAUACAUUUACAAUAUAUUAAAUGUGAUUUGAUAAAUAAGGUUGAUAUUUUUACAUUCAAUUAAAGUAAUAAUUAAGGAAACCACAUCUACUGUGCACUAUAAUUCAGUCUGGUUGCAAACUGGUACAGUGACCAUUUCAAAACAAAACCUCAAAAAUACCGUCCGCACACAGGAAUUCAGCGUGAGGGUGAUGAUUGUACUGUAUAUUAUGUGAAGACACUGCUUCAUGGCUCAGAGGCUGCAUCAGUGCUCUGAGUUCUAAUAUUAUGAUAUUGAGUAGAUUUGGUCAUAAUACGAAAACAAAAGUCACAUACACUACCAGUCAAAAAUUAGGAGACACUUUCUCGUUCAUUUGAAUCAGAAGGUGUCUCCAAACUUUUGACUGGUAGUGUAUGUUUCUCUAAGCAGCAUUAGUCAUCUUUUUAGGAACUGUAUGGUCGAACAAGUUUAGGGUGUUGAGGUUUCUUGGGAUUUUGUUUGAUGAUAAGCUCACAUGGAGAUAGCACAAAUAUAGUAAAGGCAAAAUGUAAGAAGAUCAACAGGACAAGGACAAGACUAAGGGGCAUCUUUGUUGUUGUUGAAUAUAUACCAGGCCCCUUAUGAGAGCAACACUGGAUUACAGUUUUGUUCAAGCUUUUAUAACAUGUAUGUCCAGAUUUUUUUAAAUCAAUUGAGGGCCGUAUAAUAAAAGUUUUUAUACUGUU